CGUUUCAGGUGUCCAUAGUGUGCACGAGCCGCGGCUUGAGAAGGGAGCACACAGGCGCUAUAAAGCACGCAGUUCUCAAGAAGAAGCGGACCGCAAAUUAGCAAACAUCCUCGCAACUCAGCUUAUAAACAACAGCCGGAUAACACAAAGACCACAUUUGAGAAACCCAACACAAAACAGGAUUAUUAAACACACAGCUGACGACGCUUUUCUGAACUUGUUGACAUGAAAGCUUUUUGUGCAAAACAUUUAGCUGGAGCUCACCGGUGAACCGCAGCACCUUAUUUUCGCGUCUCAAAUGACACUCAACACACUGUAUUACGUUGUGGUUUUCAGAUCUUGAUCUCUGAGGAAGCCACCAAUGCCAGGAAUCAGUGCAAACGCGUCGCGAAAUAAGAAGUGGGAGAUGGAGGAAUACGACCAAUAUCAGCACUAUUUCUACGACGACCUCAACUUGGACGAGGACUUCUUUUUCAAAUCGACCGCACCAAGUGAGGACAUUUGGAAGAAAUUCGAGCUAGUGCCAACCCCGCCCAUGUCGCCCGUCAGGACACUGGAUGGGACCGCUCCAUCUCCAGGGGACAGACUAGAGUGGAUGUCCCAGUUCUUGGGGCAGGACGACGAGCAGGAGGGACAGUGCAGACUGAAUGCGGAGGAGACUCUGGAGAACUUGAGCUCCAUCAUUAUUCAGGACUGUAUGUGGAGCAGUUUCUCCGCCAGCAAGCAGCUGGAGAAAGUUGUCAGCGAGCGCUUGUCCUGCUCGGCGCAGUCGAAGCUCUCCAGCAAGGCGCAGUGCGUCCCUGCGGACAACAGCUUGGCGACUGAUUGCGUGGAUCCAGCAGCUGUCCUUACCUUCCCCCUGAGCAGCAGCUGCAAGAAACAGGUGUCGUCCGGGUCAGAAUCUCGCACCGACUCCUCUGAUGAUGAAGAGAUUGAUGUUGUGACGGUGGAACAUAAGCAGAACAAGUCGCGUUUGGUCAACGCCCGUAAACCGGUGACCAUCACGGUUCGUGCAGACCCCUAUGACCCUUGCAUGAAGCGUUUCCACAUCUCCAUUCACCAGCAGCAGCACAACUACGCUGCCCGCUCUCCCGACAGCUAUCCUGAAGAGGAGCCGCCUCGCAAGAAGAUCAGGCAAGAGACCUUGCAGCCACGAGUGGGAUCCACAGCUCAAUCCCCAGAAAGAAAAAGCCCCUUACCUUCCCCCUCAGUCCCCACCCCAUCUCAGACUGUCUCCGCUUCUCCAACACACACAUCCUACCACCUCAAUUCCCAACCCUCCAGCCCUCAGAGUUCAGACUGUGAGGACACGGACAAGCGUAAGACACACAAUUUCUUGGAGCGGAAGAGACGCAAUGACCUACGCUCCCGAUUUCUGGCCCUUCGGGAUGAGAUCCCAGGCCUGGUUGACUGUCCAAAGACACCCAAAGUUGUGAUCUUGACCAAGGCCACAGAAUACCUGCGUACGCUUCAUGUAAGCGACAAACAGAAGACCCAGGAGAAGAAGCAGCUGAAAAAGAGGCAACAGCAGUUACUGCGGAGACUCGCUGAACUGAAACGUGCAUAAACCUUCAUAGCCCAGCCAUAUUUUCAAUAGGAACUAUGUAGAACUGUGUGUUCUUUUGUUGUUGUUGUUUUUUUGUUUUUUUUUCAAAAGUGGGAUAUUAAAUGGAACGGACUCUAUAUUUUGAGAAUAGUUCUUCAGUUUUUGUUCUUUGCACACUUGCCUUUGCAACGGGGGGAGACGUACUUGUGGAAGCUGUGGAACUGGUUCAAACAUUUUCCAAAGAGGGUCAUUAUUUCUGAAAUUUGAAGAUUUAAACCAUGAACGUGUGUUAUCUUAAAUUCUUUCGUGAAAGCUAUAGUAUUUAGGCGGGGAAGUAUUACUUGUAUCAUUGAAUUAGCAUGCCAAAUUAGGCAUUAUUUGAAAUGUAGCAGUUUAUAUGCAUGUGUAAUUGAUCUUCUAAAUCAUCAAGCCCAUUUUUUGUGGCGGAAUCUUGAAUUUAUCUGGGUAAAUAUAUUUAAGGGUCUUUGAGCAAUGUUACUUCUCCGUUAAUAGUGCUUUAUCUAAAUUAAUCUAAAUUUAAGGAGAGCUGUGUGCCCCAUUGCCACAUGAUGACAGAGUAAGUUUAACAAACAGGAAGUUGCAUCACUGUUCCUUUGUUACAUUGUGUUCCAUUUUUUUUUUUUUUUUUUUUUUUUUUCAGUUAUUGUAUAUUAUUGUUGUUAUCUUGAACAUCAAGGACAGUGUCCAGCACAGACUUGCAGUGUAUGUAAACUGUGGCAUAUUCUUUGGACAUAUGUAUAUAAUUGUAGUGGUGUACAGGACAUUAUGUAAAAAUACAUGCUUUGUGUUUUGAAUAUGAAAAUCAGCACUGUUAAUAGACUUUAUUUUCUAUUUUUCUGUCGUUUGUCCUAAAAUUUGGUUGGCCCACCUGCCUUCCCUGGAGUAUCUCAAAGUUUCUAUUUUUGUUAAGAAAAGUAAAAAAAAAAAAAAAAAAAUCAAAAAGUUAAAUAAAACAACACUAUCAACAUUUCAUUUUCAUCACUAGCCACUUUAUGCUGUUUUCACUGCCUAUUCCCUUGUGUUCGGAGGUUUCUUUGGCUUAUUGCUUUUGUGGCAGAAAAAAAAUUGUUGAAAGAAUUUUGUACUAAUUAUAUUUUCUUACAGAAUUAAUUGUAUCAUUGUUUUGAUUUCUAUUUAAAUAUAAAGUUGUACUGAUGGCGUAUGCUUACUUAUCUCCAAAUAUGACAAUGUUAAUUUAAAGUUUAUGCACAUGGUCAUUUGUAAUGCAAUGCAAAAUGCAAAAAAUAAAGGUCAUGUGCUUACAGCAAUCACCACUGAUUGAUUGAGGUGACUUUUGUUUGUACAUUCAGCUUUGAAAUUGGCCAAAAGCGUAAAAUAUGUAUAUGCCAUCAGUAACCCGUUGUUGUUUUUUUCACUUUUGUCCCUUGUUGUCAGGUAUCAUAAUGGGAGGAGAACGGCAGCAGCAUUGUCUAAGCACUUUGUGUUCUGUACCUCAUAAGCCUAUAUACAUAAACUCAAAAUUGGGUAAACAAUAAAAUAAAUUCAGUUCAAAUCA
Cyprinus carpio (common carp) is the source of this 3083-nucleotide messenger RNA. RefSeq names its product protein L-Myc-1b-like. Gene Ontology annotation, biological process: regulation of transcription by RNA polymerase II. Gene Ontology annotation, molecular function: protein dimerization activity; RNA polymerase II cis-regulatory region sequence-specific DNA binding; DNA-binding transcription factor activity, RNA polymerase II-specific. The coding region runs from base 362 to 1567 and encodes 401 amino acids. Lineage: Eukaryota; Metazoa; Chordata; Actinopteri; Cypriniformes; Cyprinidae. The transcript is spliced from 3 exons. The record is from RefSeq and is a predicted model, not a curated record.